Molecule: messenger RNA, 605 nt
Organism: Cetraspora pellucida
Lineage: Eukaryota; Fungi; Glomeromycota; Glomeromycetes; Diversisporales; Gigasporaceae
Source: the annotation of a GenBank genome assembly
UAGCAAAUACUGUCAUACAAAUAACUAUACCAAUACCAACAUUAAUAGUAACAGCAACAACUAUUCAAACUACAAUUGUAACAACAUCACUAUUCACAACUGAGAAUCCAGCAUUCUUUCAAAAUCAAAACAUUUACAUAACUAAAGAACCUUACCAAAAAUUAGUGCUUGAAUUAUUACAACCAAAAGAAGAAUCUAAAUAUAUUAUUAAAGAAGUAAACCAAGAAGUCAAAGAACCAGAAAAACAAUUAUCUUUUCUAGAAAAAGAAGAACUCAGAAAAGCAAAAGAAAAACUAUUAACUAAACUUCAAGAAUUAGGACAAGAAGUAACAGAAAUAAUUGAAAGAGAAGAAUUAACCAGAGUAAAUAUAAUACUAUUACCAACUACUACACCAUCAUUACAAACAAUAAAAGUAAAAGUAGUAACAAGAAAUACAUUUAGAAGAACAAUAUCUGAAGAAGAAUUAGCUUGCCUAAUAAUUUAUAACCACAAAUUACAAAAUUACUUAACAUAUAAUCUAGCAGUACAGCAAUCAGGAAUUGCUAAGACAAGAAUACAAGAAUUUUUAAAGAAUGCCAAAAUAAUAAAACCACAAAUCUAUUAA